AGCGACGCCAUCUUUACGCCAGUUGCUACCGGUGGGUCUUCGGUCCAGCGGAGCGGCAGUGCUGUUGCUGAUCCACCACCAGGAACCGCCGAGCAGCCGUUAAUCCCUUUCCUUUCCACCGGGACGCCGCGAACAGUCCCAGUCACCCCCGAGCACCAUGGCAGACAGAGAGAACCUAGUAUACCAGGCGAAACUCGCCGAGCAAGCGGAGAGAUACGACGAAAUGGUGGAAUCGAUGAAAGAAGGUGGCCAGUAUGGACGUGGAGCUGACGUGAGGGAGAGGAACCUGCUUCUCGGUAGCAUAAAGAACGUGAUCGGAAGAGCUUCCUGGAGGAUAAUCAGCAGCCUCGAACAGAAAGAAGAAAACAAAGGCGGAGAAGACAAAUUAAAGAUGAUCCGAGAAUACAGGAAAACGGUCGAGAAAGAGCUGAAAUCAAUCUGCAACGACAUUCUGGAUGUACUGGACAAGCACCUCAUCUUAGCUGCAGUCGCGGGAGAAUCUAAGGUUUUCUACUACAAAAUGAAGGGAGAUUACCACAGGUACCUGGCAGAGUUUGCCACAGGCAACGACAGGAAGGAGGCGGCAGAGAACAGUUUGGUUGCGUACAAAGCUGCUAGCGACAUCGCCUUGAUCGAACUCCCUCCAACGCACCCCAUUCGUCUGGGAUUGGCCCUUAACUUUUCAGUUUUCUAUUAUGAAAUCCUCAACUCGCCGGACCGCGCUUGCAGGUUGGCGAAGGAAGCGUUUGACAAUGCCAUCGCAGAACUGGACACGCUGAGCGAGGAGAGCUAUAAGGACUCAACACUUAUCAUGCAGUUGCUACGUGACAACUUGACACUAUGGACCUCAGACGUGCAGGGAGAUGGUGAAGAACAGAACAAAGAAGCACUGCAAGAUGCGGAGGAAGAGACCCAGUGAGACUGAACAACACAAGACAAGCCCUCCUCCUCCUCCUCCUCCUCUUCCUCCUCUUCUUUCUCUCCUCCCAGCACUCGCUCCUGUCCCCAGCCACAACUGGGUUUAUACCGCAGCCCACACUCUUUCUCUACCUUCUCCUCCAUUUCUUACCCAUCUGUCUCACCUUUUCUCCCCCCCCCUCCCUCGUAUGCACGUCAUCUCCCAGCGCCCCCACUCGGGCCUCCGUUCCCACUCCCACCCUCACCCUCUCACCCCCUCCCUCGGGGGUUUUACCUUAUGUUUUUUUUUUUUUUUUGAUGACUCAUUUUUGCAAGCCUGUACCCUUUAAAAAAAAAAAAGGUUCAUGUCCUCUUUUACUGUCUUUAUUUUUAUUUUUUUUUGCUGUAUCAUCUGUUGCCAAGUACGCUUGCCUGUAUUUGUAACACACACACUUACACACACACACACACACACAUAUGCAAGAGUUUAUUUAAAGAUACUUUGCUGGGUUUUUUUGUUGUUUUUUUCCUGUGUGUAUGUGUGUUUCUGAACAAUAUCGUGUCCGUGCUUCUGUCGGGUCGGUUUUGGAAGAACAACAGCAGUGAUGGAAGGUUUAAAAAGGGAUGCGUUAAAGCUUUUAGGACAAACUAUAAGUGCCCUCUUUUACUUUGUGGUUACCAAACCUGCUCCUUCAACACAUCAAUAGGUUGUUUUUUUGUUUUUUAAAUAA
Messenger RNA from Morone saxatilis (striped sea-bass), 1628 nucleotides. RefSeq names its product 14-3-3 protein epsilon-like. The record is from RefSeq and is a predicted model, not a curated record. The transcript has 6 exons. NCBI's taxonomy places the organism in Eukaryota, Metazoa, Chordata, Actinopteri, Moronidae. Gene Ontology annotation, biological process: signal transduction. The coding region runs from base 158 to 919 and encodes 253 amino acids. Gene Ontology annotation, cellular component: cytoplasm.